Neurospora tetraspora is the source of this 1021-nucleotide messenger RNA. RefSeq names its product S-adenosyl-L-methionine-dependent methyltransferase. Gene Ontology annotation, molecular function: 2-methoxy-6-polyprenyl-1,4-benzoquinol methyltransferase activity. Lineage: Eukaryota; Fungi; Ascomycota; Sordariomycetes; Sordariales; Sordariaceae. Gene Ontology annotation, cellular component: mitochondrion. The transcript is spliced from 2 exons. The record is from RefSeq and is a predicted model, not a curated record. Bases 50 to 1021 code for a protein of 323 amino acids. Gene Ontology annotation, biological process: ubiquinone biosynthetic process.
CGGGGAAAUAUUCUUAUCAGCUUAUCGAUAAUGCUUGCCUUAUCGCCCAAUGCGGUCGGGUGCUCUGAUCCCUGCUGACGAUCGGCCAUCCAAGUGCUCUGCGCCCACUACAGCAUCACCAUCAGCAACAACACAACGAUGGCACUCCAACCAUAAUAGCUCCAGCCCCUCCUCCUCCUCCUCCGUCAACCCCGAUGAAAUCUCCCACUUCAACGCCCUCGCCGCCACCUGGUGGGACCCCCACGGUUCCUCGCGCGCCCUCCACCUCAUGAACCCUCUGCGACACGACUUCAUCCAGACCUGCCGCUCCUCCUCGCCCACCUCCUCCUUCACCGUCCUAACCGAGGACUCCGACCUCCCUCCCUCACCCGAUGCCGCCAACACAUCCAACACCGAGAACGUCCAAGAACUGCGCUACCUCGACAUCGGCUGCGGCGGCGGCAUCUUCGCCGAGUCGGCCGCCCGCCUGCCCACCACCUCCUCCGUGCUCGCCAUUGACCCGUCCCCGGGCGUGCUGGCCAUCGCCCGCUCCCACGCCAAGAAAGACCCCAGUCUGUCGCCCAAGUUGACGUACCUCUCCUCGACGAUCGAGUCGCUCCCUACACUCAAGCCCGAAGCCGUGGAAAAGAAAUUCGACGUGGUCUCUUGCUUCGAAGUAAUCGAGCACGUCGACCACCCUGCUCUGUUCCUCGACCACGUCGCCCAGUUCGUGAAGCCGGGCGGGUGGUUGGUCAUGAGCACGAUUGCGCGGACUUGGACGAGUUGGUUUACGACGAAUUUCAUGGCUGAGGAUGUGCUGGGGAUCGUGCCCAAGGGGACGCAUGAUUGGAACAAGUACAUUAAUGAGUAUGAGCUGAGGGGAUACUUUGAGGAGACGGAGGAGAAGAGGAGGUUUUGGGGCAGGCCGAGGGCGAUGGGCGUUGUGUAUGUGCCCGGGCUUGGGUGGAAGGAGGUUCCCGGGAGCGAGAAGGUUGGGAAUUACUUUUUGGGGGUGCAGAGGUUGGCUAGUGAGGAUGCGUAA